AUGGCGAACCGUCCAUUCAAACCAGGCGCCAUGAUCCCAUGCGGACCAGCAGAUCCUCCCGUUAACGUGCUAGGGCAAAGCAUGGUCCUCUAUCGCAGUGCUGAGGGCGUAUCUUUUUCUGCACCCUACGAUUUGAGAGUAUUCAGCGUGUUGGGUAGUGGAGCAUAUGGUACUGUUGUGGCCGCUGAGAAAGUGGUCACGCCCCCUUCUGAGGGUAGUCGAUCAGAGACCUCUGAACAGGAAGACUUGUCAGCGGUGGUGGCGGUUAAAAAGUUCCUCAAUCCUCUGUCGCACGUGGUGUAUGCUAAAAGGACCCUGAGGGAGAUCAGAUUCUUACGUCAUCUGAGGCAUGAGAACAUUAUUGAGCUUGAAUCCAUAUAUGUAUCCGGAGCGAGUCAGCAUGAUUUUGGUGACAUCUAUGUAGUAACGGACGUGAUGGACACUGAUCUGGGGUAUAUCAUCCGCUCUGGGCAACCGAUUACAUUGGCACAUAUCAAGUUUUUCUUGUACCAAAUCUUGAGGGCGGUGAAGUAUAUUCACUCAGCGGGUAUAAUUCAUCGGGACAUAAAGCCAAAGAACAUACUUGUGUCCAAGACGUGCGACCUAAAGAUUUGCGACUUUGGAUUGGCCCGACUGACGCAGUAA
Messenger RNA from Perkinsus marinus ATCC 50983, 645 nucleotides. Its product is annotated as Cell division control protein, putative. Bases 1 to 645 code for a protein of 214 amino acids. Gene Ontology annotation, cellular component: cytoplasm; nucleus. The transcript is spliced from 6 exons. Gene Ontology annotation, biological process: intracellular signal transduction; protein phosphorylation. Gene Ontology annotation, molecular function: ATP binding; protein serine/threonine kinase activity. Lineage: Eukaryota; Perkinsozoa; Perkinsida; Perkinsidae. The record is from RefSeq and is a predicted model, not a curated record.